Lactuca sativa (garden lettuce) is the source of this 1987-nucleotide messenger RNA. RefSeq names its product asparagine--tRNA ligase, cytoplasmic 1. Lineage: Eukaryota; Viridiplantae; Streptophyta; Magnoliopsida; Asterales; Asteraceae. Gene Ontology annotation, biological process: asparaginyl-tRNA aminoacylation. Gene Ontology annotation, cellular component: mitochondrion. The record is from RefSeq and is a predicted model, not a curated record. Gene Ontology annotation, molecular function: ATP binding; asparagine-tRNA ligase activity; nucleic acid binding.
UGAUAUGUAACAUAUUUUGGGUUUACAUUUUUACCCAAAUUUAAAGCGAUACGUUAGGGUUUAGACACAAAGCAGCACUCGUUUCCUUCAAGCUCCCGAAAAUGGCAGACAACGGAGUGCUGCCGGUCGACAAGCUAACAAUUUCCGAAACCGUCAAAGAAGCCGAGUUCUCACAGCGUGUACUGGUUCGAUCGAUUUUGGGCCGUCCUGACGGCGGCGCUGGACUUGCUGGGCAGACCUUAAAGGUAGGCGGCUGGGUGAAGAAAGGGCGAGAACAAGGCAAAGGUUCAUUUGCCUUCCUUGAACUUAACGAUGGAUCAUGUACGGCGAACCUCCAGCUUAUAAUAUACUCCGAUGUGGCGCCGCUAGGCCAGUUUACUCCGACCGGUACUAGCCUGCACGUGGAAGGUGUGCUUCAGAUGCCUCCUGCAGAUAAACAAGGGAAACAGUCGAUUGAACUAAAGGUUUCAAAGGUUCUAGAUGUUGGAGCUGCUGAUCCCGCGAAGUAUCCAUUGCCCAAAACGCGAUUGACACUUGAAUUUCUUAGGGAUUACGUUCAUCUCCGACCGAGAACCAAUACUAUUUCUGCUAUUGCCCGAAUUCGUAACGCACUAGCUUAUGCAACUCACACGUUCUUCCAAAAGCAUGGAUUUCUCUAUGUCCAUACUCCAAUCAUCACCACUAGUGAUUGUGAAGGCGCUGGAGAGAUGUUUCAGGUCACAACUUUAAUAAACGAUUCAGAAAAACUUGAAAAGGAACUCCUUAAGAAUCCCCCUCCAUCCCAAGAAGAUGUAGAUGCAGCCAGGGCUGCUGUCAAGGAAAAAGGUGGAAUAGUUGCCAAAUUGAAGUCUGAUAAAGCUGAUAAAUCUGCAAUAACAGUUGCAGUUGCUGAACUUACUAAAGCUAAAGAAACUCUUUCGAAGAUUGAAGAGAGAUUCAACCAGAAACCUGGUAUCCCAAAGAAAGAUGGGAAGGUUGACUAUAGUCAAGAUUUCUUUGCACGCCAAGCCUUUUUAACUGUUUCUGGACAACUUCAAGUUGAGACCUUUGCUUGUGCCCUCAGCAGUGUUUACACUUUUGGCCCAACUUUUCGUGCUGAACAUUCUCAUACUUCAAGACAUCUUGCAGAAUUCUGGAUGGUUGAACCAGAAAUAGCAUUUGCUGAUAUUGAGGAUGAUAUGAAGUGUGCAGAGGCAUAUGUUAGGUUUAUGUGCCAAUGGUUACUCGACAACUGUCUUGAUGACAUGGAAUUUAUAGCUGAAAAGUUUGACGAACACGCCAUUAAUCGUCUAAAAAUGGUUGCUUCUACCAAUUUUGUACGCCUUACCUACACAGAAGCAGUGACCAUUCUUGAAGAAGCUGUUUCUAAAGGCCACCAAUUUGAGAACAAAGUAGAAUGGGGAAUUGAUUUAGCAUCUGAGCAUGAAAAAUACCUAACAGAGACAAAAUUCGAGUCCCCUGUGAUUGUAUACAACUACCCAAAAGGGAUCAAAGCAUUUUACAUGAAAGUUAACCCUGAUAACAAAACAGUAGCUGCCAUGGAUGUUCUUGUCCCAAAGGUUGGUGAACUAAUUGGAGGAAGUCAAAGAGAAGAGAAUUACGAGGUCAUCAAAGAAAGGAUUCUUGAAAUGGGGCUUCCACUUGAGCCAUAUGAGUGGUACCUUGACUUGAGGCGCUAUGGAACUGUGAAGCACAGUGGAUUUGGAUUAGGGUUUGAGAGGAUGAUUUUGUUUGCAACUGGAAUUGAUAAUAUUAGGGAUGUAAUCCCAUUUCCAAGGUUUCCAGGAAGAGCAGAUCUUUGAGGUACUUCUAAAGAUACAUAAACAUAUAUCAAGAUCAUUCCUUUUGUUUUAUAUUUAUUAGCAAGUAAGUUUUACUUUUAAAAAAGUUUGUGAAACCGAUUUGGAUACAUUACUUUGUAAGAUUUUGUUGCCACUUGCUGCUUUAUUUUACUGUUGGUGAUGUUAUAGACUUUUAUUUUAUUUUA